Messenger RNA from Helianthus annuus (common sunflower), 1203 nucleotides. RefSeq lists its product as uncharacterized. The record is from RefSeq and is a predicted model, not a curated record. Bases 1 to 1203 code for a protein of 400 amino acids. NCBI's taxonomy places the organism in Eukaryota, Viridiplantae, Streptophyta, Magnoliopsida, Asterales, Asteraceae. The transcript has 2 exons.
AUGGAUAACUUUAUGUCAUAUGGAGAAAACUUGGAAGGAAUGAGGGCCUCCUCAUCUACUAAACCUGACAAUGAGGCGACAGAUGCUAAUAAAAAACCUAUGUCAUUUGCUAGUGUUGUCCCGAAGAAAAAGGAUAUGGUAAAAGUGAAUUUCAGGCACUUGGAAGCAAAUGAACAGAUGGAAGGUGUUGACGUUGUUAUAACAAUGUCUUCGGUAAAAGAGGUGAGUGAACGCUAUGCCAACACAUUGUAUGGGUAUUUUCUUGGUAAAAGACUUGCGUUUCCGGUAGUUGAUUAUUUUGCUAGGAAUAAUUGGUCGAAGUAUGUGAUUUCAAAAUUUAUGAUGAAUGCGAAAGGUUUCUCUUUCUUCAAAUUUAAAACUAAGGAAGGCAUGGAUAAGUUACUCAAAGAUGGUCCUUGGUUGAUAAAGAAUGUUCAAAUCAUUUUGAAUGAAUGGUCACCGGCUAUUACGGUAAUGAAAGAGGACAUUAAUACUAUACCGGUGUGGGUUAAAAUCCAUGAUAUUCCAUUGGCAGCAUUUACGGAAGAUGGAUUGAGUUUACUUGCUUCAAAAAUAGACUUGAAGAGGAAUGUUACAAUUGCAGUGCCUGGUUUGAAUGGGAACGGAUACUCUAAGGUUGAUGUUAAAGUAGAAUACGAUUGGGAACCAUCUAGGUGUUUAGCAUGUUGUGUCUUCGGACAUGAGGAGUCUACUUGUCCAAAAAAUCCUAUUCGACAGGAUAAUAAUGAUUCGAAAGAGCAGAAUGAUGGUUAUACUGAAGUUACAAGGAAGAAAGGGAGUCAGCAAGGAAAUAAUAACAAAAAUCAGAAACCCCAGCAAGGAGUCCAGCUUAAAAAUCAAAAACCAAAGAUGGUGUACAGGCCGAUACCUAAGAACAAAUCAAGUGGGGGUGCGACAUCCUCUUCCCAAAUUUGUUUGUCUAAUACCUUUGAUGUUUUGCAAGAUGGAGACGGGAUUAAAACGGCAACUCGGAACCCUAGUAGUAAACCGGACUCUAGUAAUAAGGGUGGUAAGGGUAUUACGGAGGAGGUGUUUCUAGACGAAAAUGAGUUUGAGGUUGAUGAUCUCCUAACAGAAAUUCCAAAAUCUAUGGCUCGGAAAUCAGAUGACAAAAAUCCUGAGGGUGCAAGCACACCCGGUUACGAGGUUUCCAAUGGGGUAGUAUUGCCGCUUGGAAUAUAA